UAUUGAUUCAAGUCAUGACAUCUUUUAUAAUAUCUCCGUAUACGAUCCAAGGGCGUAUCGACUCCUCCCACCAAAAUAGAAAUGGCUUACAGAGCUCAGGAUACUUGGUCUAGUGACUAUGACUACCUUAUAGAUCUAAGCUAUCAGAUUGAAUCUAGGCUUGAAGGGGGUGGGGCACAAGUGAGGAGUGACGAUGUGGCUUCGAUGAUGAGCGAAUACAAGCAAGGACUUAAUUCACUAAAGAGACAACUCAAACACCACUCACUGUCUGAAAGGGAGCGGGCUCAGAGACAGAAACAGCUGGAUCAACUAACAGACAAAUUGGAUCAGUUCAAUAGGAUCGGUGAUAGUUCCUCACGCUCUUUCGGUGACCAUGACGACACAUUUCAGUCACAUCCCUAUUCCUCCGGCUUGGGCGGAGUUGGUCCUGGAAUUGGUCAGAGGAUGACGCCAGACGAACUGCAACAGCAGCAGAGACAAAUGAUAGCAGAGCAAGACCGUGGACUUGAUGCCAUAUCUGCUGCCUUGAGACGACAGCAAAAGGUCGGACUAGCCAUACAAGAUGAAGUCUCGGAACACAAUGUAUUGAUUGAUGAUAUCAGUGCCGGUACUAGUAGAGCUGAUGCUCGAAUUAGAAGAGAAACCCAACGGAUUGAAGAAAGGAGAAGAAAAGAAAAGACAUGGUGCAGCUGCAUUCUGUGGACUAUUGCUAUACUAUUGGCUAUUGCUAUCAUUGUCGUGGCCGUUGUUCCAAAAUAACUAUUAUUAUUAUUAUUAAUUAUCAUUAUUAUUGUUAUUGUUAUUUUAAUGCAACAUUUGUGAGCGUGUGUGUUUAUGUACAAUAAUAAUUGUCUUAUAACUGAUUAUUAUUAUUAUUAUUGAAUAAAAAGAUGAAAAA
Messenger RNA from Amphimedon queenslandica, 898 nucleotides. RefSeq names its product syntaxin-8-like. Gene Ontology annotation, molecular function: SNAP receptor activity; SNARE binding. Gene Ontology annotation, biological process: vesicle fusion; intracellular protein transport. Bases 82 to 759 code for a protein of 225 amino acids. Lineage: Eukaryota; Metazoa; Porifera; Demospongiae; Haplosclerida; Niphatidae. The record is from RefSeq and is a predicted model, not a curated record. Gene Ontology annotation, cellular component: endomembrane system; SNARE complex. The transcript has 8 exons.